Messenger RNA from Sipha flava (yellow sugarcane aphid), 3967 nucleotides. RefSeq names its product tonsoku-like protein. NCBI's taxonomy places the organism in Eukaryota, Metazoa, Arthropoda, Insecta, Hemiptera, Aphididae. The record is from RefSeq and is a predicted model, not a curated record. Gene Ontology annotation, molecular function: protein binding. The transcript is spliced from 2 exons. The annotation marks the transcript as partial.
AAAAUUAUUGUUGAAAUGGAAGAACGAAAGUGGAUAAAAAAAAAAGAAAGAGCUCUACUGGAAAAUAAUUUUGAAAACCUUUACUAUGCUUGCAAAGAGUUAGCUGAUAUUUAUGUCAAUCAAGAAGAUUAUCAACAAGCAUUGAGUCAAUAUGAACAGUGUGAAGAAGCGGCUAAUCGUUGUGGCGAUGAAAUUCGUUUAGCUGUUGCAAAUCGAAUGAUUGGUGAAAUGUAUUGUUAUCUUAAUGAUUUUGAAAAUGCUAUUAAGCAUCAAAAGCUACAUCUUAAAAUAUCUUAUUCAAAAAAUGAUAUUGUUGAACAGCAAAGAGCUUUAGCCACAUUGGGUCGUACCUAUUUUUUACAUUCUGAAAUGUUUGAUAGUAAUGAUCUUUAUAAAAAAUCAGAGAUAUUAAAGACAUCUGUUAAAUAUUAUAUUAAAAGUUUAGAAGUUUGUAAUAAACUUGGUAAAGAAGUUGGUAUUAAGACAUUAUCUGAAAUGAAAGCUAGACUUUAUCUUAACUUGAGUCUUUGUGAAGAUUCAGCUGGUGAACUAAAUAAAUCAAUGGAGUACAUAAAUAAAGCAAUGAAAUUAUGUUCUGAUGCAGAUUUGAAUGAUGAACUAUGUAAAUGUUAUUCAAUAAAAUGUUCCUUAUAUUCAAAACAAGACAAUUUUUCUAAAGCAAUUGCAUGUGUUGAUGAAGGCCUUCAAAUUGCUUCUAGACUUUCAAAUAAUAAAGAUAUUGGUACAGAACUUUUAUGUUUAAAAGCUGAACUUUUAAUUGACAUUAAUGACUAUCAAACUGCCAAGCAUGUUAUGAUAAAAGCAUACAAACUAAAAGUGCCAAUAAAAAAUGAAUUUGAAGAAGUGAAAAAGAAAUUGAAAAUUAUUACAGUAAUGAGUCAAACUGAAAAUAAUUUAUUAUUAGCUUCACAGACAGAUUAUGAACAACGUAGAAAGUUGAAUGAAAAACUUGGAGAUGCUUGUGUUGCAUUAAAAAAAUUUUCAAAAGCAAUCUCUUAUUAUGAGAAAAUGUUGGAAAAUUCCGUACUCUGUGGUAUGACUGAUAAAUGUUUAAUACCUUGCUAUGUUUCACUAGCACAAACAUACAAAGACAAUAAGCAAUACUAUCAAGCAUUAGAAUAUUUUAAUAAAGAAUUAAAUCUCUAUAGUGAAAAUAGUAUUGAAGCUUGUAAAACAUUAUUAAAUAUUGCUGAUGUUAUGGAAGCUCAGUAUGAUUCAUUUGAUUCCAUUUGGUCUACUUAUGAAAAAGCUAAAAAAAUUGCACAAAAAAAUAAUGAUGGUAAUCUUCAAUUAUUAGCUGUAAAAGGAAUGAAGUGUUUAGCUGUAGAAAGAAAUAAACCAGAUUUGGCUGACGACUUGAAAAGUGAACUCAAUAAUUUAAUGAGAUAUGAAACUGAAUCAAUUGAAGAAGAUGAUGUCCCAGAUAUUUGGGAUGAUGUUUCAUUAAAAGAUCUUUCUGAUAUUGAUGAAGAAGUUGAUGAUAAAAAAAGAAAACGGCAUAAACAAACAGCCAUACCAGAAAAAAAAAAUGAAAAGGGAGAAACUCCAAUUAUACCGGCUUGUGCUAAGGGUAAUGUUAAGUUAGUUUUAAGCCUUUUAAAACAAGGCCAUUCUGUUAAUGCAGGUGAUGCUUUAGGCUGGACAGCCUUACAUGAAGCUAGUAAUUAUGGAUAUGUUGAUAUUGUUAAUGUUCUUUUAGACCAUGGUGCUGAUAUUAAUAACCGUGGUGGACCUUGCUGUGAAGGUAUUACACCCUUACAUGAUGCUGCUGCUUGUGGCCACCUAGAAGUUAUAGACUGUUUAUUAGAUAGAGGUGCAAAUCCUUUAGUUAGAACUAAUAAUGGUGAGACGCCACUUGACUCAUUGAUAGCUUGUCGUAAUAGAGUUAUUUUAGAAGAAAAAAAAGAAUUGGAUCCAAGUAGACUUGCUCAUUUUUGGUCAAUUGUUGAUCGUCUUAGUGAGUGCUUACGAAAAGCUGGCCAUACACCUCCUGUACCUUUAACUGAUAUAAAAGAAAUACUUAAAAAUGGACAAAAACCAACUGACCAUUAUUUAGGAGUAAUACCUGAGAAUGACAAAAGAUCAAGAAAACAAUAUAGAUAUAUUGAGAAUUUAGAAAGGCUAGAAAAAAAAGAAAAAAAUAAUGAGGUAGAAGAACUUGAAGUAUUUGGUGCUGCAGAAGACUAUAAACAAACAAUUAGUCAAUUAAGAAAUCAUAAUAAAAGACGACGAGAAGAUGAAGUACAUUUUGAAAUAUCUCAACCUCCUUUAGUUGAGAAUUCUGUUGAUGAGUGGUUAGAAGAAGAUAUUAUGUACAAGCCUAAAAAAAGAUAUUGUUCUGAAAUAACUGAAAAUAAUUAUUCACCGAUAAAAGUAAAUAACCUUGAAGAUGAUGAUUUGCUUGAGAAUAAAAAAAAAUCAAAUUUUACCUUGGACGUUGAGCCUAACUUAAGAAUUCGAGAUUCUGAUGAAGAUUCUGAUAUACAAAAAGAUACAAUUAAGAAUAAAUAUACUCCUUUAAUGCUGUCUACAAGUAAAAAUAAAUCCCAUCAAAGUACAUUAGAACAUCAAGGAUUUUUAAAUAUAAAAAAUGUUUCUUUGGAUGUUGAUGAAUCAAUUUCUUCGAAAAAAGAUGAAAUGGUUACAAACAUUAAUCAUACAAUUAAAGUACGUGUUGAAAAUAGAUUAUUCCUCGUACCAAUACCAGCAAGUGAGGAAAAUAUAAACUUAAAAUGGCUUUCAACAGAAGCGUCUAGACGUUAUCAAAAACUUGAAGGUGUCAAUCCAAUUUUAAAUUUGACUACUGAAGAUGGAGCUUUACUAGAUGAAAAUGAUCCUAUUAAUUUAGUUUAUGGGUUACAAGAAGUUUUGGGUAAUAUUGUUGGAUGGAGUACAGAAACUUUAAUUGAAACAUACAAAAAAUCUUGUGUAGAAUCAGGUAUAACAUUCAAUGAACAAAUAGCUCAGUUUUUAGAUGUCUUACAAGCAACUGGUACUUUGAACAUAUCUGAUUGUAUAGUUAUGUCUAAUGUUUUGAAUAUUACACUUAAUGUGGCUUGUCAUUAUCAGAACUUACAAAUUUUAUGUUUAUCAGGUGUUGCUCUUGAAGACCAUAACAUGAAAAUGUUAGCAGAAUAUUUGUCUAACCUACACCAACUACUUAAAUUAGAUGUAAGUUGUAAUAAUAUUAGUUCUAUAGGUAUUGGUCAUUGGACUACAUCAAUAUCUAAUAAUAAAUGUUUGAUUAAUUUAGAAUCAUUUGAUAUAAGUCAUAAUCCUAUAACCAAUGCUGGCCUUGCACAUUUUCGUUUAAUUACCCAACACUCAGUUAAUCUACGAUCUUUAUUUCUUCGAGAUGUAGAUAUUGACCAUAAUUGUUAUGAUUAUGCAUCUGAAUUAUACCUAGAUAAUAUUGAAGAUUUAGAUUUAAGCUUUAAUAUGUUAGGGCGUACUGGAAUUUCUGGAUUUUUCAUAAGACUCGAUCCAAUGCGUUUAAAAUAUUUAAAUGUACGUAAUACAGGAUCAUCAAUGGUAUUACGUGAAUGUGCCCUAUUUUUAGAACGUAGUCAAGCAGAUUGUCUUCAUUCAAUAGAUUUUUCUAGUCUUGAUCUUGAAGAUGAAGACCUAGACUUACUAUGUAAUUGUUUAGAGUCUGCUGGUAACUUACAACAUUUAUGGUUAGUUGAUAAUCCUCGAAUUACACAAAUGUGCAUGGAUAGAAUUAAACAUUUAAGUGUUAAAUUCAUUUAUAUGGCGGGAUGUGCUCCAGUUGAUAUUUCACAAAUUAACACAAUUGAUUUUGAACAAAUGUCUUUAACUGGACACGGACAGUCAAAUUUAUUUAAAAAUGCUCCUUACAAUAUGAAGGUAUCGCUGUGAUUUAUCAUUAAGGUUAUAAAUUAUUUUUUUGUUUAAUAAUAUAUUAGAAUUUUUCUAUGUUAGUUAU